Messenger RNA from Malania oleifera, 1800 nucleotides. Its product is annotated as VAN3-binding protein. NCBI's taxonomy places the organism in Eukaryota, Viridiplantae, Streptophyta, Magnoliopsida, Santalales, Ximeniaceae. Gene Ontology annotation, biological process: leaf vascular tissue pattern formation; auxin-activated signaling pathway; phloem or xylem histogenesis. Bases 140 to 1564 code for a protein of 474 amino acids. The transcript is spliced from 7 exons. The record is from RefSeq and is a predicted model, not a curated record.
UCUCUCUCUCUCUCUCUCUCUCUCCUCUUUAUAAAGCACCGACCCCAACACAACCUUACUCCGCCCUCAAAGCCUCUGCUCUCCUGCGCGCCCUCAGCGUCGUUUCGGCCUCACAGCUUCACUACCCACUAGUCGGUACAUGGACAAAACCAUCGGCGAGCAAUGGCGGCUGGACCUGGUCCCAACGGGGUUCAGGCCGCCGGAGACUCCCCGUGAGCCCAUGGAGUUCCUGGCGCGCUCUUGGAGCGUCUCUGCCCUUGAAGUUUCCAAGGCUCUGGCUCCCCCUCAAAUGCUCUCCAAGACUUUGAGUGGCGGCGGAGGAGGUGGGGGCGGCGGCGGGACUAUAGUGGAAGACCUGGCUGGAGAGGCGGAGGAGACCGCCACCGUGUCCGGGAACCCCUUCUCUUUUGCUUCCUCUGAGACUUCGCAGCUGGUUAUGGAACGUAUCAUGUCACAGUCGCAGGAGGUAUCCCCACGCACAUCGGGAAGGCUCUCGCACAGCAGUGGCCCUUUGAACGGCGGCCAGAGCUGCGGUUCCCUGACGGAUAGCCCCCCUGUUUCUCCCUCCGAAAUCGAGGACGUCAAGUUCGGCCGGUUGAACAAUCCCGUGAAUGCCCAGUACAGAACCGGGGCCAACGGCGGCGGCGCCACUACCGGCACCGGCGGAGGAAAGACAGUCGGGAGGUGGUUGAAGGAUAGGAGGGAGAAGAAGAAAGAGGAGACUAGAGCGCACAAUGCUCAGCUCCACGCAGCUGUUUCCGUCGCUGGGGUGGCGGCUGCCGUCGCUGCCAUAGCCGCCGCUACCGCCGCCUCAUCUGAGUCCGGCAAAGACGAGCAGAUGGCAAAGACUAACAUGGCUGUUGCGUCCGCCGCCACGUUGGUCGCCGCCCAAUGCGUAGAAGCUGCCGAAGCCAUGGGGGCGGAGCGUGAACACCUUGCCUCCGUCGUUAGCUCCGCCGUUAACGUUCGAUCCGCUGGUGAUAUCAUGACAUUGACGGCAGCGGCAGCGACAGCGCUGCGCGGGGCGGCCACCUUGAAGGCGAGGGCAUUGAAGGAGGUGUGGAACAUAGCGGCAGUGAUUCCGGUGGACAAGGGGAUGGGGAUGGGGAUGGGUGGAAAUGGUAGCAAUGGUUCUAACGGGAGUUACAGUGGAGAACUUGUCCCUGAAGAUAAUUUUCUCGGCAUCUGCAGCCGGGAAUUGCUUGCCAGAGGUUGUGAGCUACUCAAGCGCACUCGCAAGGGUGAUCUACAUUGGAAAAUAGUUUCUGUUUACAUCAACAGAACGGGUCAGGUGAUGCUGAAGAUGAAGAGCAGGCAUGUUGCUGGGACCAUCACAAAAAAGAAAAAGAAUGCGGUCUUGGAGGUUUGCAAGGAUAUGCCGGCGUGGCCUGGCCGGCACUUGCUGGAGGGUGGUGAGAACAGGAAAUACUUUGGGUUGAAGACGGUAAUGCGUGGACUUGUUGAGUUCGAAUGCAGGAGCCAGAGGGAGUAUGACAUCUGGACUCAAGGUGUGGAGAGGCUGCUAGCCAUUGCUGCAGAAAAGAACAGUAGAAAUAGAAUUUGAAAUUGGCUUUUAACUCUGGGAGAAAUGGGUUAAUGGGGUAUAUGGGCAUCUGAACUAGCUAGCUAGAUGUUUCAAAAUAUGGUGGGGGUGUUCUUAUUUUCCAGUUUUUUGGUUCUUGUUUUUUGGGGUUCCUGAUGUAUAAAACAGAAAUUAAAGAUAAGCUAUCCAAGGAAUAUAUUUUUGGUUGGCUUUUGUAUUUGUCUUUGAGCUGGAAAAGUAAAGUGAUCUGAAUCAAA